UACACCUCCGCGGACGGCGGAUCACCAUGUCCCUCCCUCUUCGACCUUUUCCCAAUCCGAUCACCUCUAACCGCAGGUCUCGCAGCCGGUGGCACGUGCCAUGUCAAGUGGUUCUAAGCCGAAAGUAGCAGUCUCAAUCCGAGAAAAGCUUGGAAGGUCACAAUCCCCUAUUGUCUUAAUCGUUACCUCCUCCCGCACCCCAAGCAAACCUUUUAUAAUCACCACUAUCCCCUAUUGUCUUAAUCGUUCUCUAUUCCUUCCUCCCCCUCCACCCUCAGCCUCCCAGACACUGUUCCGAUUGUAUUCUUGUCACUUCUUCCCCUGCCAGAGACCAAAGCGGCUAUCUCAGGAAUAUCGUCAAGCAGGUCGUCGUUUGGAUUAUGAUCUUCGUGGUUCUUGAUUGGGUGCUCAUGAUGCUUGUUUUUUAAUGUUCUACAUAAGCUGUAACCAUAUGUAUAUAGCAGUUUUCGUGGAUAGAUCCACUCGUGCGGUAAUUCUCGUAGUGUCCUUAGCUGCUAUCUGGUCAGGAAAUUUUCAUCAAUUGUGGAGCAGUCUCGGAAGUAAUUCAACUAUCAAGUUUCUCAGGAUUCAAAAGCAUAUAUCUGUGCUAUCUUGUAAUUGUGUACUGAUGCUUGUUGAUCUGCAAAAUUCCAGAUGUUCAUGAUUUGCAAUAUGACCUUUUUUCCAUUGGGAGAUCCUUGAUGCCAAAUUGACACCCCUUACAGAGUGUCCUUAGCUGCUAUCUGGUCAGGAAAUUUUCAUCAAUUGUGGAGCAGUCUCGGAGGCAAUUCAACUAUCAAGUUUCAGAUGUUCAUGAUUUGCAUAUGACCUUUUUUCCAUUGGGAGAUCCUUGAUGCUGAAUUGACACCCCUUGCAGAAUGUCCUUAGCUUCUAUCUGGUCAGGAAAUUUUCAUCAAUUGUGGAGCAGUCUUGGAAGCAAUUCAACCAUCAAGUUUCUCAGGUUAAGUACUAAAUGUGUCCCUGACAAAUCAUUUGAUGCUAGGAGAUGCCCACUACGACAGUUGACAAAUGUAGUAGAAGAACUGAGACAGGAGCCACAGAGUUUUAUUACAUCAUGUGGCUGCCAUGACUGGAGACUUGAGAAAGUGACAAUUGCGUCAACAACAAAUUUGAAUACCCAUCAGCAAGAAAUUCAUGAACUUAAAGCUGUUCAGUGUUACAAUAUCCAAGAAAGUACUCUCAAGAAAUCUGUUGACCGUCCUGCAACUAUCCUCGUUUUUGAUAUUGAAACCACUGGGUUCAGUCAUCAAAAUGAAAGGAUUAUUGAGUUUGCACUUCGUGAUCUUAUUGGUGGCAAGAACAGUACAUUCCAAACCCUUGUAAAUCCUGAAAAAGAUGUACUGAAUGCAUUUGUUCAUGGAAUUGACACAUCUAUGGUCAACAGGCGUGAUGUCCCAACAUUUAGGGAGUUGCUUCCUGUCCUACUUCAAUAUGUUCGGAGCCGCCAAGUGGCAGGAAGGCCGGUUUUGUGGGUUGCUCACAAUGGACGUAAGUUUGAUGUACCUUUCAUCAUCAAAGAAUUCCAGCGCUGUUUGGUGGAGAUUCCAGCAGAUUGGAUGUUUGUUGACACUCUUCCUCUUGCACGCCAAUUGAUGAAGCCAGAUGGAACAAAGCUUACUUCCUCCUCAUUAAAGGCACUACGUGAGCACUACCAAAUUCCUUUGGUUGGACCAGCACACAGAGCAAUGCAGGAUGUCACGACACUCUGCUACGUGCUCCAGAAAAUUACUUUCGAUCUAAAACUGUCUAUUCCUGAGCUCAUGGAUAGAGCUUUCCGGGCUUCGGACUUUGUGAAACUUCCUCUUGAGAAAUAAGAUGGAGGUGUCCAACUCAAAAGCAAAACUAAAAACAUGCGUUAGUUAUUAACCUUAACUCUGGAAUCAUUGUUGUAUCUGUCACCAUUCAAUAGGUGGUUUCUGGUAAUUUUCCUCAUUACCAUUAUGGUAAUGAAUUUAUUUAUCAUUUCAUUUAGUAUACCUCCAUGAUUGAAUGAGAAUUCUAGUUGUCUUAAAUGCUAAAAAUAUUGUGAGAAUGUUAAUCCUAAAUUAUUUUACUCGA
Musa acuminata AAA Group (dessert banana) is the source of this 2079-nucleotide messenger RNA. Its product is annotated as exonuclease DPD1, chloroplastic/mitochondrial-like. Gene Ontology annotation, molecular function: nucleic acid binding; 3'-5'-DNA exonuclease activity. The transcript is spliced from 7 exons. Lineage: Eukaryota; Viridiplantae; Streptophyta; Magnoliopsida; Zingiberales; Musaceae. Bases 879 to 1835 code for a protein of 318 amino acids. Gene Ontology annotation, biological process: DNA catabolic process. The record is from RefSeq and is a predicted model, not a curated record. Gene Ontology annotation, cellular component: cytoplasm.